AUGAAGAGCGCGGUCGUCCUGCUCUGUCUGCUGCUGGUUCUCAGUCACGGCGACGGUCUGAGAUGCUUCUGUGGAGGACUGAGGAUUUGUCCGUCUGGUGGAGUGGAAACCUGCAGCAGCUUCAGUGAGCUGUGUGGCAGAGUGGUUAUCACCGCAGGAGCCAGCCCAAACUACUUCAGAGGCUGCAUGUCUGCGUCCACAUGCGCCGCUCUGGACAGGCCUGGGAUAUCGUCUGCUUUCUGCUGCAGGAGCGACGGCUGCAACAGAUAA
Molecule: messenger RNA, 270 nt
Organism: Knipowitschia caucasica
Lineage: Eukaryota; Metazoa; Chordata; Actinopteri; Gobiiformes; Gobiidae
Source: the annotation of a GenBank genome assembly